Messenger RNA from Hipposideros armiger (great roundleaf bat), 6786 nucleotides. RefSeq names its product pleckstrin homology and RhoGEF domain containing G4B (gene PLEKHG4B). The transcript has 20 exons. Bases 154 to 4434 code for a protein of 1426 amino acids. The record is from RefSeq and is a predicted model, not a curated record. Lineage: Eukaryota; Metazoa; Chordata; Mammalia; Chiroptera; Hipposideridae. Gene Ontology annotation, molecular function: guanyl-nucleotide exchange factor activity.
GCCGCGGUCCGCCCUCCUCUUCCGCCGCAGCGCGGGAAGGGGGCGCGGCCGGGACCCCACCCCGCGGACUGCGGGCCCCUCUCGCGCCAUGGCUUCGGGCGGCGGCCUCUAUGGAGACGCUUCCCCCUGAGGCGGGACGAAGGCGGCGCCACCAUGGCUCUCCGCGCGGACCGCCCGGGCGCCCAGAAUCUGGAAUCCCUUGACAGCUACAUCCAGAACACACUGUCAGCACUCUACCCACCAUUUGAGGCCACAGCAGCCACGGUGCUCUGGCAGGUUAUCAGCGUGGCAGAACGGCUCCAUGGAGGGGACGGACUACGCUGUCUCACGGACUUCCUCAUCCCGGCCAAGAGGGCGCUGCAGCACCUGCAGCAGGAGGCCUGUGCUAGGUACACAGGCCUCAUCUUCUUCCAUGAAGGCUGGCCCCUGUGCGUCCAUGAGAAGGUGGUGGUGCAGUUGGCGUCCCUCCGUGGAGUCAGGCUCAGGCCUGGAGACUUCUACCUGCAGGUCACGUCGGUGGGGAAGCAGUCGGCCAGGCUGGUCUUAAAAUGCCUGUCCCGGCUGGGGCGUGGCUCAGAAGAGGUGGCUGUGCCUGAGGCCAUGUACGGCUCUGUCUUCACAGCAGAGUUCCUGGACCGGGUGAACAGGGAUCGCAACAGUGUCCUCUUGAAAAACUGCCUGCUCACCUCAGGCUGCGCCGUCUACCGUACCCCAUGGAGCAACGUCACGGCGCCUGUGUUUAUGCCCACCACCGGAAGUGUCGUGUGCCGCUCCUCCAGCCGUCCUGGGCCCGAGCAGCUGCCCAGCAGUGCCUCGGAGGCCCCGGCCCCAGCACCAGCUAUGGCCAGCCCCCAUCCCCAGAGGGGCACCCUGCCCCGCUGCUGUGGGCAUUCCAGCAGCGAGCAGCCCAGCCACCUCCCUCACCUGAGAAGAGCCAAGUGGGAAAGCCCCAGGACCCUGCCUGGGAGCUCUGCUGUCUGCCCAUGUGAGCCCCCUGAGAGCCUGAAAGAACCGGAAGAGAGGCUGGACCCUGUGGACAUGGACGAGAAGGAUGGCCCCCAGGCCCUCAGCUCCCACGAGGACAUGAGCACAAACUCCAGAAGGUGUCCGUCCAGGGCCACAGCUGGCGUGGAGGCCAGACGCUGGUUCAGGAAGUCCUACAUGGAGGCCCUGCGGAACCCCAUGCCCCUGGGCUCCGGCUCCAAGGAGUCCAUCACAGUUGAGGCUUGCGAUGUCCAGCGCGAGGAGCCCAGAGCAGCAGCCAGCUUGACCCAGAGAGAACCCGCCAGCCCGCAGGGAGACCCCCAGGAGAUCCAGAGUCAAAAGUGCUGUCCAGAAGCCACUGGGAAGACCCUUCCCAGGCGGUCUCGAUCCUGGGACCCAUCCCUAAGGAGCUCUCGAGGUGACGUCCGGCAGGCCACCCCCAACUCAGCCAGUGCUGGGCCGGGAGGUUUCUUAGGAGGACAAGCUGUGGACACCGGAAACUCAGGCGCUAGCCGCCCUUCUGGCUACAGCAAAGAGGAAGAAAUGUUCUGUGAAGAACAAAAACAGCCACUGGGAAGAAGUGAAAAGUGUGAAAGUGCCGUGGGCCUGAGGAAGCAGGUGUGGUCCGAGCAGUGGGCCAGCAAUAAGGCGGAUGCCUGCAGGUUCCCAGCCGCGCUCACUGAGCUGCUGUGCCCUGAGGAGGAAGGAUGGCCAUCUAGCACAGACCUGCCCAGCCAGGUGCCCAGGCCGCCGCUGGAGGUGAAUCAGGAGCUGCUGCAGUCUGGGGCCGUCACCCUCCCAGGGACCCGAGACCGCCAGGGGAGAGCAGUGGUGCAGGUCUGCACAAGGGGCCCACUCUGGUCCAGUCAACACGUGUCCAGUGCCGAGCUGACCUGCCUGCUGAAGUACCUCCAUGGCAUCCCCAGGAAGGAGGUGCAGGACCUGGGGCUGGUCAUCCUGGUGGACGCACGCGAGAGUCCAGCUGCCCCUGCCCUCUCCCAGGCCCUGACAGCUCUGCAGAGCACAUCUCCCCCCGCCAUUCACAGUGUUUUGCUCUUGGUGGAUAAAGAAUCAGCACUCAGGCCUGACAAGGACCCAGUGAUUCAGUGUGAGGUGGUGGGUUCCCUGAAGGCCCUGCACAAGCUUGUCGACAGCUCCCAGCUGACUGCAGAGCUCGAAGGCUCCUUCCGCUACAGCCACAGUGACUGGAUCUGCCUCCGCAGGAAACUGGAGACCUUCACCGCAAACUGCCAGCAUGCCAUUGGUUUCCUCCAAACUUCCGUCCACUCCCUGAACGCCCACAGGCCCCUCAGCACAGCUCAGGAGGUCGCAGAGUUAAUCAGACAACACAAGGCCCUGAUGACACGCGUCCUGGAGGACCCGCUGCUGGUCACCCUGCGCCUGGACGGUGGCACUGUGCUGGCGCGGCUGAGGAGGGAGGAGCAUGGAACCAGCGAGGAUGGCAGAGACUCCAUUGAAGCUGCCUCCCGGUUGUAUAACCAAGUGGACGAAGAGGUGCACAGGCUGGUCCUCACCUCCAACAGGUGUCUGCAGGAGCUGGAGACCCUACGGGAGCUGAGGACACUUCAGGAGGGAGGCGAUCAGGCCUGUGCAGCGCGUCACCGCACAAAACAUGGCGGGACUAAACCCAGCACAGGAGAAAAGGACGCGCUCACGAGACGCGAGGGGUCAGGCUGUGACAGCCCUUCGCUGCCGACCAGCAUCCCCUUUGCUUCACAGGUGACCAGGUGUAUGUCGUGUGGCUGUGAGUGCCUGGAACCCCUGGGCCCAGCACGUGUCACUGAGUAUUUGAAGAGCUGUCAGCACGAGACCAUGGAGGGUUCUGAGAGUGUCCCCAGGGCAAGCAAGGUGAUGGUGCCACAGAGUCACGCCUUGCGGCUGCCAUGCCAGCAGACCCGACUCUGCUUCCACGAGGCCCUUCCUGAGGCCGCCCCAGGCCCUGGCACCUUACCUCUGGGCCAGAGCCCCCCAAGGCACAAGCUUGUCCCGGGGGCUGAGGCACAGCACCACGAGCCAUUCUGGACCCCCCUCGCUGACCCGAAGGGCCGUGCUGCGGAGUGGGCUCAACUGCUGCCCAGCCUCCAUGGACAAGCUGCUCUGUGUGGGCAGGAGGGUGCACACCUGGGCCCAGGUGUGCUCACCCCGGACAACAGCUCCACCAGCUCCUCUGAGCCCCAGGCCCCAGUCGCCCACUCCAGGAAGAAAAUGAUGAAGACGACGCAAAGCUUCGAGACUUCACAGCUGGACGGCAGCCCCAGGGACUCCCGCUGGCCAGGCCACACUGGGGUCUUCAUCAAAGGCCUGGAGGUGACCAGCACUGUGGCCUCAGAGAAGCCCCCAUCGAGGCCACAUGCCGAGAGCCCCAUGGACACUCGGAACCAGAGCCUGUCUUCUCCCUCCAGGACCCACCCCUCUGAGGAGGACGGGAGAAGGCCAGCCGGCAGCAGCCGCCUGCAGCACAUCAUGGCCGAGAUGAUCUCCACAGAGAGGGAAUAUGUCAGGUCCUUAGGCUACGUCAUCGACAACUAUUUUCCAGAGAUGGAGAGGGCGGACCUGCCGCCCAGCCUACGGGGGGAGCGUGGCACCAUCUUCGGGAACUGGGAACAGCUGCACAGCUUCCACUGCCAGCACUUUCUCCCGGAGCUGGAGCACUGCCGGCAGCAACCCCUGGCCGUGGGCCGCGGGUUCCUGAGACACGAGGAGCAGUUUGGGAUGUACGCGCUCUACAGUGAGAACAAGCCCCGGUCCGACGCCCUGCUCUGCAGCUAUAGCCACGUCUUCAAGGACAAGCAGCGGGCGCUGGGUGACAAGAUGGACCUGGCGUCAUACCUACUGAAGCCGGUGCAGCGCAUGGGCAAGUACGCGUUGCUGCUGGAGGACCUGCUCAGGGAGGCUGGGCGCUGGCCCGCCUGUGAGCCAGAGCUGGCUGAGCUGCGGGCCGCCCAGGAUGUGGUCCGUUCCCAGCUGCGUCACGGCAACGACCUGCUGGCCGUGGACGCUGUGCGUGGCUGCGAUGUGAGAGUGGCUCAGAAAAGUGUCCUUCAUUCUUCUGUUUCAGAACUCAGGAUGCAACAAAUGGUAUCCAUGGGGUUAGGCAGCAAACCGUUCCUAGACAUCAAGGCCAGCGACGUAGCCCUAAGUGACCGGGCCGUCAAUUACAUCAUGAAGGGAACAGGGUCGAGAGCCCGAGCGUCCACAGCUGUGCCCUCCUGUGACCACACCGCCCCUUCCAAGAGGCCGCACUCUACCAUCUCGGACAGCAGCACCUCCUCCUCCAGCAGCCAGUCCUCCGCCCUGCGUGUGCCCGGGGGCCUGCUGAGCCCCGCCGUCUCUCCCUGGCCCCAUGGUGCCCGCACCUGCAUCAGGGAGGACGAGCUGGAGCAGGAGACCGGGGCCCAGCCUCAGCUGCAGUAUUCAUCGGCACAGUGAGUGUGGAGCCCAGAACCGGGGACCCCGAAGGGACUAGAGAGCACUUUGCACACACACGGGCGCCUGUUCCCAGCAACUGGACGGGGACCUCGCGGUGUGCAUACUCAGGAGGCGGGAGCGUUCCAGCGAGCAGCUCCCCCGACACCGCCCACCAAAUCGUGCACAAGGCCCGGCAGCACCAAACAGGCUGCAGGCAACCUGACUCCAUCCAGGACCAAAGCUCCCAGGCUCCCAGGGUCCCACAGACCUGCUGCCCCAGCAGGGUCCGUUCACCUUGACGUCCAGGCAGUAAUAGGCAAGCGGACGAGUGGGAGACAAACCAGAUGAGAAGGGUCAGGAGCUGACGUGGGUGUUGGAAUCGCUGCCUGUGGCGUCCCAGCCAUUGUUAUAACUGUUCCUAAUGUCCCAAAAAGGUACGUAAUGGCAUGGAGGCUACGAAAACACCAGCUGAAGCUGUGGUAUCUGAGAUGAAAAUGAUACUGGAUGGGCUGACAGGAAUGUUAGUGAACUUGACGUGUCAGCAAAUUAUCCGAAAUGGAACGUAAUGAAGCGGAGGAGGAACGGCACACCAGUGAGCUGUGGGGCAGCGUCAGUAUCCUGAUAGACAUGUACUAGCGUUCCCACACUGCAGGGACAAGAUUCGGAAGACACGAUGGCGGACUCUUUCCCAAACUGGAUAAAAGCAAACCCACAGCCCACAGAAGACCAUGAGCCCCAAGCCCGGGGUCAUGAAUGCUCAUCAUAAUCAAACUGCAAACCAGUGGCAGACAAGAGACAGCCGGCAGUCAUGGGCGUCGGGACAGGGUCAGGGCGUGAUGUGUCUGAUGACUGACAACACUGCCUACCUAGAAUUCACACCUCACAAAGUUGUCUUCCAAAAGCAGUGUCACACAAAGACGUUGUCAUCCACCCGAAGCUGCAUGUUUGUCACUACAGACCAGGGAGGAGGAACGUGACGCAGAUGGGAAAGGGGUUGGAGGUUGUGGGAGGACAGCUUGCCCUGUUACUUGUUUGCGAGAUCACUGCUGCCUCAACACAUGUGGUAUACAUAUCAGCAUAAUGUAACACUGACUGACACGCGUGAGGUCCUGACGUGCCUGCUGUGUCACAUGUGCUGCCAGCAGCUCGCAGGCUGGGAGCCGGGAGGGCAGCUCGGGAAUCGCACUGGUGGCUUUUCUGUUUGAUGUGAGUUCUAUCACUUGGAGGUAGAUUGCAACCUGUUAAACUGUAAACCCCAAAACAAACACUAAAACAAAACAGAUACAGCUAAUACAGCAACCAACGAGGCAAAUAGAAUCAAGAAAAAAAAAAUUCAAAAGAACAUAGAAAAAGAGGGGAAGGAACAGGACAGAGGGCUUGCUAGUCACGGGAACACGAAUGGCACCAGUAUCCUCUCUGGCUCGUGUCCACUGUAUCCUUAGAGGUGCGCAGUUUACUGUAUCACUGGGUCCCACUGAGACAGUAUUCUGGGCAAGUACAGGCAUGCGACAGCUCCACUGGGUUGGUUAUCUCAGUGUCCUGCGUGUGGCUUGGACGACCUGGGUUCAGGUUUCCUCAGAUGGGCGAGGUCGGUCAGAGACACCCGUCCUUGGGCCACAUUGCCUGGGACACGUGCCCUCCCAAGCCCAGAAUGUGCAUUGCCACCAUGACAGCAUCUCUGAGGACUUUGCCACUGACCACCAAGGCAUCUGCCUGUUGGAGGUGUUGCACAUGGAACCUGCUGGGAGGCCAGGUGGCCAGGUGCUGCAUGCCUGCCCAGAACCAGCGUGGACACCCUUGGCAGGCCAGGCGCACAUCGGGGACAGCGGCAUUGCCGCCCAGAGCGAAUGCCCCUCCUCUGGACCGUCCUUUGGCUCCGGGACCACAGGUGGCGCCCAUCGGGACUGGUGCCGCCUCCCGUGUAGCCCGAGUCUGGAAGCCGGGAGGCGGGUGUGAGGACAAGGUGUGGGUUCAGCUCGGCCGUGCUCGGCUCUCGCGACCCCUGCAACAGACGUGCGAAAGCCCCCACUGCCCACGCGGGAGGUUGACACUGCACCCGGCCAGCGGCCUAGAGGGCAGGUCCCAGCUGUGGGAGUGACCGGGCCUGGACCCUGUGCUGCAGCUGACACAGGACGGCCAACAGCCCUGUGGGGGCCACCAAAGUGCCACCCCAGCCGUCCUGUCGGGCUCCUGGUUUCCUGCUGUGGCCCUUCUUUGUCCUCACUUUGUGCUCCAGAGGCCACGGAGCCACCCCGUGUGAGCAGGCGGAUGCCCUCCUGGUCUUCCGUCUACACUGGGUGCUCUGAUUUCAGAAAAGUGGGUCAGGAAACACCUGUCCAUGAGCCCUCCAGCCUCGCUGUCCUGCUCCGACCC